AAGAGAUGUGAGUGACAGGUGUGAGAUGGCGCUUAGUGUCCUCUCUCAAAUUAGCUCCCACUUAACUAACCUACGAAGAGUAUCGCCCAAAGUGCAAAUAAUUAUAAACAAUGAACUAUUUUUAAGAAACCUUUGCAAAUAUAUACAACGUCCAGCUAUUGAGUAACUUGAAACAAAAGCGUGCGUGCGCCUUGUAUUGCAACACACAAAUUAUGCCAGUUUAACAGAAGAAGUUGAGUGGUUUGGUGUGGCACAAAGGAACUGGAACCAGCAGUUAAAAUGCAGCAGAUCCUCCUUUGGGUUCUGCCCUGUUUGGUUAAUGUACUGGCCUACAAGCCUGUGAUCCUCAUGCAUGGAAUCCUCACAGGAUUCCAUAGCAUGGAGUUGAUCAAAAAUCGCAUCCAGGAGAAACACCCGGGAACGUUGAUCUACAAUAUCGAAAAGUUUGGAGGCUGGUCCAGUUUGGAUAAUUUGAACUACCAAGUGGCGCAACUUAGUAGGGACUUGAAUAACUUCACUCAAAUCCAUCCUGGAGGAGUUAAUGUGUUAGGCUAUUCCCAAGGCGCUCUACUGGCCAGAACCGUCCUGCAAGCAAACCCCAAUCAUACCGUACACAAUUUCAUCUCACUAAGCGGCCCACAAGCUGGCCAAUAUGGAACCCAGUUUUUGCACCUGUAUUUCCCGGGGUUAGCUUUAGAAACAGCAUAUGAACUGUUUUAUUCUAGAGUGGGCCAGCACACAUCUGUAGGGAAUUACUGGAAUGAUCCCUAUCAUGAACAGUUGUAUCUGGAGUUCUCGCAGUUUUUGCCCUACGUGAACAAUGAGCUCAGUUGCAAUAGGAGUGAACAGUUCAAAGCUGCCAUCACCAAGUUGAAGAAUCUGGUGUUGAUUGGUGGGCCCGAUGAUAAUGUAAUCACCCCUUGGCAAUCUAGUCAAUUUGGUUACUACAAUUCCAAUGGAACAGUGGUAGACUUUCUGGAACGGGACAUUUACAAGGACGACAAAAUCGGACUUAAAACGCUCAACCAGAACAAAAAGCUGCACAUUAUUACCGUGCCGGGAGUGAAUCACUUCCAGUGGCACAUCAACAUGUCCAUAGUGGACAAUCACAUUUUACCAUACUUGGAUUAACGAUCCAAAUGGAAUGUGGAAGUAAUGGAGAGAAAGAAACAUGAACAAACAAUAAUUCAUAGUUUACAAAUAUAUAUGUUUUGAGAU
This is a messenger RNA of Dendroctonus ponderosae (mountain pine beetle), 1218 nucleotides long. RefSeq names its product lysosomal thioesterase PPT2 homolog (gene Ppt2). Bases 280 to 1131 code for a protein of 283 amino acids. The transcript is spliced from 5 exons. Gene Ontology annotation, molecular function: thiolester hydrolase activity; palmitoyl hydrolase activity. Lineage: Eukaryota; Metazoa; Arthropoda; Insecta; Coleoptera; Curculionidae. The record is from RefSeq and is a predicted model, not a curated record. Gene Ontology annotation, cellular component: lysosome.